GCGCCCUCCGCCCUGCCCGCGGGGCACGGGAGCCGGUGACGGGAGCGAGGCGGAGUCUGGAGGGAAGAUACGGAGAGAUAGAGAUUUAAAUCACAUCCCCGGCUGUAGAAGGGGCAGCAGCAGCAGCAGCCCCGGCGCAGAGGCACGGACGAACGCGCCGAGACAGGUCUGCCGGCUCCGCCGCUGCUGCUGCUGCUCACCAUGGGUGCCGCCGCCGCCGAGCCCCCCAGCGCCAUGGGCCUGGUGUCCAGCGUGGUGAACGACACCCUCGAGUUCUACCGCUGGACCUGGAGCAUCCGAGACAAACGUGUUGAUGACUGGCCCCUGAUGCAGUCUCCAUUCCCAACACUGACUAUCAGCACUAUUUAUCUCCUCACUGUUUGGCUGGGCCCCAAGUGGAUGAAGACGAGAGAACCCUUCCAGCUGCGCUUCCUGUUGGUUGUUUACAACUUUGGGAUGGUUCUGCUCAACUUCUUCAUUUUCAAAGAGUUGUUCUUGUCAUCAAGAGCUCGAGGGUACAGCUAUGUCUGCCAGAGUGUGGAUUAUUCAGAUAAUGUUUAUGAAGUUAGGAUAGCUGCUGCUCUAUGGUGGUAUUAUGUCUCUAAAGGAAUUGAGUAUUUGGAUACAGUAUUCUUCAUCCUGAGGAAGAAAUUUAACCAAAUUAGUUUCCUUCAUGUCUAUCACCAUUUCACCAUGUUCACCUUGUGGUGGAUUGGUAUUAAGUGGGUUGCAGGUGGACAAGCUUUUUUCGGAGCUCAAAUGAAUGCAUUUAUUCAUGUCAUUAUGUACAUGUAUUAUGGAUUGGCAGCUUGUGGCCCUAAAUUUCAGAAAUACCUGUGGUGGAAACGAUAUUUGACCAUAUUGCAAUUGGUGCAGUUCCAUGUGACUAUUGGCCACACAGCCAUGUCUAUUUAUAUUGAUUGUCCUUUCCCUAAAUGGAUGCACUGGGGUGUCAUUUUCUAUGCUAUCACCUUCAUUUUCCUGUUUGGUAACUUCUACUAUCGGACAUAUAAGCUGCCCAAGGAACCUGUAAAGAAUGGCAAAAUAGCAAAUGGUGCUGUUGCAAAUGGAGUAAGCAAACCAGAAAAUAAUGCUGUGGUGGAAAAUGGAAAAAAGCAGAAAAAGGGAAAAGCAAAAGGAGAGUAACUUGAUCCAGGCCUUAACCAUUGUUGGCAGUGAGGAACCUCCAGUUUGGUUUAUAAAAGGAAGAAAAAAACACUAUCUGUACCAAUUAACCUUAGGUUACUGAAGAGCUAGAACACAGAUAUUUUCAUUAUUUAUGAAGAUUGUUUUAAGAACAACACUAAAGUUGAAUUUCUAUUGUAAUUAUGUAAUUAUCAUGCAUAUGGUCUCUGUGUAAACUUGUAGACUGCUGGUGUUGGUGAAUGUAAGGAAGAAUUGCAGUUGAUUCCAUGUUUAGCAGUCCAAAAGUUAAUACUACCAUUGAUACAGGCAGUUUUGUUGGCACCCACAUUUCUUGGGGGGUGGGGGGGAGGGAAAGGAAGUAACAUUUGAAUACUUGUGCUUUCUUUCCAGAAAAUUAUUAAAUUUCAAAUUAUGACGUAUUAUCUAAUCAGAAUGUGCAACUUUUCUUCUCCUCCUUGGAGAGUACUUUCAGACAAAAUAUGUGCUGUCAGAACAGUGUUUGACUUUUCAGACAUUACUUGAUUUAAUUGAGUAUCUGUUACAGUUUGGUUUUUGUUUUAUUUUUCUUGUGUGGAAAUAUACCUACCUCUUCAUCUGCUGAAAAGAAUAUUGAGCAUUAAAUAACUGGUUUCUGAAA
Zonotrichia leucophrys gambelii is the source of this 1783-nucleotide messenger RNA. RefSeq names its product ELOVL fatty acid elongase 4 (gene ELOVL4). Gene Ontology annotation, biological process: fatty acid elongation, monounsaturated fatty acid; sphingolipid biosynthetic process; fatty acid elongation, polyunsaturated fatty acid. Gene Ontology annotation, cellular component: endoplasmic reticulum; endoplasmic reticulum membrane. The transcript has 6 exons. NCBI's taxonomy places the organism in Eukaryota, Metazoa, Chordata, Aves, Passeriformes, Passerellidae. Gene Ontology annotation, molecular function: fatty acid elongase activity. The record is from RefSeq and is a predicted model, not a curated record. The coding region runs from base 202 to 1146 and encodes 314 amino acids.